AUGAGCAGCCCACCAGCUCCACUUCUCGCUAAUGGUUGGCUAAGCAAGUUUGACUCUAUCCUCAAAGACGAUGCUGUACUGUAUUCAAGGUAUAUGGAUGAUGUUUUGAGAAACAUAGAACGUAAUAGAAUUGACGGAAAACUUCUACAAAUUAACGACCUGCAUCCGUCACUCAAAUUUACCAUUGAAAAAGAAGGGAAGAAUACGUCUAUACCUUUUCUGGAUAUGUUAAUUAUUCGUUCAAAUAACAAUUUAUCAUCGACAUGGUACACGAAAGCUACCGAUACAGGCCUGACGAUGAACUUUCAUUCACUGGCACCACGGAAAUAUAAACGGUCAGUCGUAUCCGGCCUAGUUCAUCGAAUACAUCGAGCGUGUAGCACAUGGUCGAAUUUUCACCAAAGUCUAGAAAAAGGUAAAACUGUUCUUGAGAAAAAUCAAUAUCCGAAAGCUUUCUAUGACCCGAUAAUUAAAAGUACGAUAUCUAAGAUUAUGGAAAAUAAUGAUAACGAGAAUCCUGAUGAAGAAAACGAGAAAGAAGAGUCUGAAGAGAAGAUGAUUUUCAUUCAAUAUCGUGGGCGAGUUUCGGAGAAAUUUGAAACUUCUAUGAGAAAGUUGAAUAUUCCGUGUAAAAUUAUUUUCCCAUUGAAAAAGUUGAAAAGUUCUCUGCCUCCAUUGAAACCUGUAAUUGAAAAAUGUUUCAAAAGUUGUUUGGUAUACAAAAUAGAAUGUCCACGAUGCAACUCGUGCUAUGUCGGACAGACGAGCCGACAUUUAAUCAAACGACUUAAGGAACAUAAAAGAACUGGUCCGGUGGGAAAGCAUUUCGACGAUUGCAAUAAUCUUUUAACAAUGGAAAAUGUAUCAAUUUUAUGUUCAUCAACGCGGAACGUUUAUCAUUUAAUGACUCUUGAGGCGCUAAUGAUCAAUUACAUCAAACCGAUUUUCUUACCUGAUGAUGGAUAA
Molecule: messenger RNA, 966 nt
Organism: Hydractinia symbiolongicarpus
Lineage: Eukaryota; Metazoa; Cnidaria; Hydrozoa; Anthoathecata; Hydractiniidae
Exons: 4
Coding region: 1-966 (321 amino acids)
Source: RefSeq, a predicted model, not a curated record